UGCCGGCUGGAGUAGGGGUCGAAAAGGGCGUGUUUGGAGAAAGGAGAUCACCAGGAAGUCAAACAUAUAAAACGUUGGAGAACCCUCAUGUGCACACACUCUCACUGAAACGGUUCACCAGAUCAUCUCUCCCACCAUGAAAUUCCUCAUCUUGACGCUCCUGGCCGUAGUGGCGCUCGCCCGCGGCGAACGCGGGCAGGAAAAGCGCGGGGUGGCCGCGGGCCAGCAGACUUACGCCGCUCCCGCGUCCAUCGCCUACGCCAAAGUGCAGCAGCCGGUGCCCAAGACUGUCGCCGUGCCCCAGCAGUACUACCAGCCGCAGCCCCAGGCCUACGCCCUCCAGCCCCAGCAGUACCAGCCGCAGGCCGUCGCAUACCAGCCCGCCCCCCAGCCCGUCGCUAAGCAAGUGGUGGCUUACAAGCAGCCCUACUCCUUGGCCAACGACGUCUCGUCCUUCACGUACUCGAGCCCUGUGGUGACUUACAACAACCUGGGGCUGCUUUCACAAGUCGUGGGGAAAUUGGCCGGAGCCCCGCAAGCUAAAGCCGUAGCUGCGGCCCCUGCUCCAGCCCCUGUUGCUUACCAAGCCCAAGCACAAAAAUAUGCGUACGCCCAACCGUCACAAUUUGCGUAUGCUCAAGCUCCACAGCAGAAAGUCGUAGCUGCGGCCCCUCAACAGUAUUUCGCUCCGGCCCCAGUGCCCCAACAAGCCUACGUUUCGGCCCCCCAAGCUCAGACUUACCAGUCGGCGCAGACCUACACCGCUCAGACAGCCCCACAAAGCAUUUACGCACAAGCCCCCCAGUAUUACAGCGUCCCCCAAGCUAAACACGCCACCCCAGGAGUUGGAUACGCUCAGUGAUGAGGAGAUUUAGUCAUUUUUGUACAUAUUUAUAGCUGAUAGAUUGUUACGUACCGUGAGGUGUUAUUUAAUAAAGGAUUUUUUUAAUC
Messenger RNA from Tribolium castaneum (red flour beetle), 951 nucleotides. Its product is annotated as cuticle protein 16.5. The coding region runs from base 137 to 862 and encodes 241 amino acids. The record is from RefSeq and is a predicted model, not a curated record. The transcript is spliced from 3 exons. NCBI's taxonomy places the organism in Eukaryota, Metazoa, Arthropoda, Insecta, Coleoptera, Tenebrionidae.